AAGAUGCAUUAUUUUUUGGAAUAGAACAAAGUAAAACUGUUUUUUUACCAGGAUUAUUUUUAAUCGUUAAAUAUGGUAUUGCCUUAUUUGGAUACGAUACCUAUAUGGAUAAUUUACAAAAUCUCAGAUUAACUGGUGGUGCUGCAUUACAACAACUUAUCGAUACUAUAAAAGCAAAUAACCCUGUUCCUUCUCAACCUCCUAAUGAAUCUGUUCCAACACCCACACCAACUGAAAUAAUAAUUUAA
Dentiscutata heterogama is the source of this 248-nucleotide messenger RNA. The record is from the annotation of a GenBank genome assembly. Lineage: Eukaryota; Fungi; Glomeromycota; Glomeromycetes; Diversisporales; Gigasporaceae.